This is a messenger RNA of Durio zibethinus, 2024 nucleotides long. Its product is annotated as V-type proton ATPase subunit C-like. Lineage: Eukaryota; Viridiplantae; Streptophyta; Magnoliopsida; Malvales; Malvaceae. Gene Ontology annotation, biological process: proton transmembrane transport. The record is from RefSeq and is a predicted model, not a curated record. Gene Ontology annotation, molecular function: proton-transporting ATPase activity, rotational mechanism. Gene Ontology annotation, cellular component: vacuolar proton-transporting V-type ATPase, V1 domain.
UAUCAGAAAAAGAAAAAAAAAAAUCAGAAAAAGUAAUACUAAAUAAAACGUAAUAAAAUUUGUACCUUUUUUCUCAACGAUCCUUCCUUAAACUUGGCCAAUUGAUACGUGACCUCGCGCUGUCUUCUCAGUCUUGUCUGUGUUUCUCUGUGUUUGUUAUUGUUGUGAAUGGCGAGCAGAUACUGGGCAGUUUCUCUUUCGGUUCAGAACUCUGUGUCCACUGUGUGGAAUAAUUUACAAGACCAAAUCUCCAAGCAUUCCUUCGACACUCCUAUUUACAGAUUCAACAUACCCAAUCUCCGUGUUGGAACUUUCGAUUCCCUCCUUUCUCUCACUGAUGAUCUCUUCAAAUCAAAUAGCUUUAUCGAAGGAGUUUCUCACAAAAUCAGGAGGCAGAUCGAGGAACUGGAGAGGGUAUCUGGAUUGGAGACCAAUGCUCUCACGGUUGAUGGAGUCCCCAUUGAUUCUUAUCUAACCAGGUUUGUUUGGCAUGAAGCAAAGUACCCAACAAUGUCCCCUUUGAGGGAAAUUGUUGAUGGUAUUCACACUCAAGUGGCAAGGAUUGAGGAUAAUCUCAAGGUUCGUGUCGCUGAGUAUAACAAUGUGCGUGGGCAACUUAAUGCCAUAAAUCGAAAGCAAAGUGGAAGCUUGGCUGUUCGUGAUCUGUCUAAUCUAGUGAAGCCAGAGGAUAUCAUUACUUCGGAACACCUAGUGACUCUCCUUGCAAUUAUUCCCAAGUAUUCGCAGAAGGAUUGGCUAUCAAGCUAUGAAACAUUGACUAGCUAUGUGGUCCCUAGGUCUUCCAAGAAGUUGUAUGAAGAUAAUGAAUAUGCUCACUACACUGUCACAUUAUUUGGUCGCGUUGCAGACAAUUUCAGAACUAGUGCACGUGAAAGAGGCUUCCAAAUUCGUGAUUUUGAAUAUAGUCCAGAAGCACAAGAGAGUCAAACACAGGAACUAGAAAAAUUGAUACAAGAUCAAGAUACCUUGCGAAGCUCUCUUUUGCAAUGGUGCUACACUAGUUAUGGAGAGGUUUUCAGCUCCUGGAUGCACUUUUGUGCUGUACGUGUCUUUGCAGAGAGCAUUCUGAGAUAUGGUUUGCCGCCAUCUUUCCUGGCAUGUGUUUUAGCCCCAUCUGUGAAGGGUGAGAAGAAAGUGCGAUCUAUCCUUGAAGGAUUAUGUAAUAGUGCAAACAGCACAUGCUGGAAAAAUGAAGAAGAAGGUGGAGCGAUGGCUGGUUUAGGAGGUGAUGCCGACGCCCAUCCCUAUGUCUCCCUCACAAUUAACAUUGCUUGAUGAAUGUAGUCUUGAAUAGCUUUGUCUGUUCUUGAUUCCAAGCAUAUUCAUCAAGAGAAUAAUAAUAAUAAUAAUAAGGAAAAGUGUUUAGAGAUGCUGUAUAUUCGGUUUAAUAGCUUGAUUCUUUGGUUGUUUAUGGACAUCCUCGGCUUAGGAAGCUCCAUUUGAAGGUUUUGUGGAAUACAGUGGAUGAAACUUUUGUUUUCUAAGUUUAUCAGGCUUUUAAUCCGUUGUUUCUAUUUUUAACAAGCAGUAAUAUUGAGGCUCCACCUGUGCCUUUUAUGCAUUGUGUAUUGUGAUUACUUCGAAUAUCAUAAAUGCAUCUUCUUCACGUUUCUUUGAACUUGUCUACUUUUGGAGCAAGCACCAUAAACCGUUGGUUGAAAAAUAGGAAAUAUCCUGUCAAAAGGCCUCGUCUAAAUCGAAACCAGCUUGAAUGUUUCGACCAAAAUGGAAAAAAAAAGUGCAAUACCGUUGGUAGUUCAACUCGAUUUUUUGGUAAGAGAUAAAAAGAGAAGAAAGACCAAACAAGAAAUUCCAAAGUAAAAAGACAGGCAAUAAAUCUCUCCUCAUAGCUUGCUUAGAAAGGUAAAUCAGUGGUAUACCCCCAACUGCUCAUUAUUUUUUACCGCUGCAGUGGGGGAAAUUUGAUCUUCAAAUGAAAUUCCAUAUCGUGAUCUAACUACAACAUAAAAAAAAAAAAAAAAGGUCCCCGGAAUUUAGAGGAU